This is a messenger RNA of Boeremia exigua, 3222 nucleotides long. Its product is annotated as Mechanosensitive ion channel-domain-containing protein. The transcript has 3 exons. Gene Ontology annotation, molecular function: calcium channel activity; calcium ion binding. The record is from RefSeq and is a predicted model, not a curated record. Bases 104 to 3049 code for a protein of 981 amino acids. Gene Ontology annotation, cellular component: membrane. Gene Ontology annotation, biological process: intracellular calcium ion homeostasis; calcium ion transmembrane transport. NCBI's taxonomy places the organism in Eukaryota, Fungi, Ascomycota, Dothideomycetes, Pleosporales, Didymellaceae.
UUGCUAGCUUCAUCUACGACAUCUCGUAUAGAUACGACCAGCCAUCGGUAAUUGACUGCUCGCCGGACGCUUCAGGUCGCUGGACCUUCGAAAAUCAGCAAACAUGACAACACCCGUAAACGAGCGGCCCGAGCCAACGUACAAUAUGGAUAGUACCACACAUGGCCCUGCGACGCACCAGCGCUCAUCUGACGACGACGGCACAUAUGUCGGCGAGGAUCUGAGCCACCAACAGUCCAACACAUCAGCGCCAGCGAAUCCACCGAGAUUGGCGACCGGCACCCGGCCGCGAUCGGGAACUCAUUUGACCGUAGAAACCCAAUACGACUACCCGCAGCAGAUGCAGUCACCGUCUCAGACACGCGAGCAGGCGAGCAGACUUGAUGAUGAUCUUGCGGUACUCCAGAUCGAGCGGGGCAUUAUCGAUGCCGAAGCGCUCGAAAGAGGUCAAUCCGUAAGUCGUUCUAUGCAGAGGGUCAGAUCCCGACGCGACGAGCCUAUAGACGACUUCGAUGCGGCGACGAACCCUCUACACGAGCAGGCGGCCCGCUACAAGCCCCCAGAGAACCCGACUACAAAGUUUUCGAUAUUCUUCAAGAAGGUGCACAAUUCGAGUUGGAUUGUUAGGUACUUCACAUACAUCACACCUCUGGUUCUCAUUAUCCUCAUCCCGCUUUUGAUCGGCGCUCUGGCUUUCCCAGAUGUGAGUGUUGGCGGUGUUGAGCUUGUGUGGUUCUCAAUAUGGCUGAUGAUUAUUUGGUUGACACUUUGGGCUGGCAGGCUUCUUGCAAAAUUGCUUCCAUGGCCCAUUGGUCUCGUCUCUAGCUUGUUCACCAACAACAGCAAGAAGUGGAGAGAUAUGGGCAAACAGCUCGAGUUGCCAGCAACAUUGUUCUUCUGGUGGUUAGCCAUCGAAGUAUCCUUCCUUCCGACAAUGACACAUCACAACAUCGACCCAGCAAAGAACGGACAGACGCAGCCAUGGCAAAAAACGAUGAACAAGGUGCUUGUUUCAUUCUUCGUUGGCUUCGUCCUAAACUUCGUCGAGAAGAUCAUUAUCCAGCUCAUCGCCAUCAGUUUCCAUCUUCGAACCUACCAAGACCGCAUCGAACUGAAUAAGUUUCAAAUCGGCAGUCUGGUUAAGCUUUAUACGUACUCGAAACAAAAGAUUGCUAUGGAGGACUCUGAAUUCGAGCACAAUGAUCAAGGACCAUCCGGCGCACGUACUCCAGGUCAAUUGAUGGGUGAGGCUCAAAAGAAUAUCAAGGAGGGCUUCAGCAAGUUUGGAGACAUUGCAGGAAAGGUUGCUGGUGAUUUUACUGGCCGUCAGGUCACAUCGAGCAACCACCCUAGUCAAGUUGUCAUUCAACUCCUCAGCACCAACAGCGGUGGACAAGUUCUUGCCCGUCGUUUGUACCGGACCUUCGCACGACCCGACACCGAGACAGUACACUCUGACGACCUCAAGAACGCCUUCGAGAGCGACGAGGAAGCAGAUGCUGCUUUCUCUAUGUUUGACAAAGACAUGAACGGCGACAUUUCCAUGGAAGAACUGGAGGCGGUGUGUGUCGAAAUCGGCCGUGAACGCAAGUCCAUCACCGCAUCGCUGAAGGAUCUUGAUAGUGUCGUCGGAAAGCUUGACGAUGUUUUCAUGUUCAUCGUGCUUAUCAUCACAAUCAUCGUCUUCAUUUCGUUGAUCUCAACAUCAGCAUCUGGUGUGCUCACAUCCGCUGGCUCAACUCUUUUGGCUCUGUCAUGGCUGUUCUCUGCCACCGCGCAAGAGUUUCUUCAAUCGUGCAUCUUUGUCUUCAUCAAACAUCCGUACGAUGUUGGCGAUCGUGUGCAGAUUUACGGUAACAGCGGUGACCUCGGACUCGGUGAUGACUACUUCGUCAAAGAGAUAGCACUCUUCUACACCGAGUUCAAGAAGAUGCAAGGCCACGUCGUUCAAGCACCAAACAGUUACCUGAACACGCUGUUCAUUCUUAACCACCGCCGAUCUGGAGCUCUCGCCGAAGCUGUACCUAUCAUUAUCAAGUUUGGAACCACGCUCGAACAGAUUGAGAAUCUCCGCGCUAUGCUACUCGAAUUCGUUACGUCAGAGAAGCGGGAGUAUCAGACUAACAUUUUGACUGAACUGAGAGCAGUCAAAGAGGUUCACUGGCUCGAAAUGAACGUCGUGUUCUUCUACAAGUCAAAUUGGCAGAACGAGUUGUUACGUCUACAGCGCCGUAACAAGUUUAUCUGCGCGCUUACAAUGUCUAUCCAGGAGUGUGGCAUCGAAGGACCUCGCAUGCGCUACCCUGGACAGAAGGAGUCGUUCCCCGUAUACCUACAGAAUCUCCAGAACAACCCUACGCCUGGUAUGGGGCAGAAUGGCCACCCCGACAAUCCGAGUGGACACAUCAACAACCAAAGUCAAGACGCGCCUUUCGUGCCAGCAGUAGAUGGCUCCAACGAUGCCAAUCACGCUGCGGGGCCUGGUCGCCGUGGCUCCAUCUUACGCCAACCCGGGCAGUCCCGUGGAGAAUCAAUAGCCGCAAUGGGCAAACGUGUGGACUUUUCGCUGGGCAUGAAGGGAAUGAUUGACGACCCCAGCGGUGAUGUUCUAGACGACCGUGACGUUGCGGCCCGUCAACGCGCUACCGUUGUGAGAGUGACCUCGCCAUCACGCUCACAGGAUCGAGCGCGCUCGUCUCAAGACACGGCCCACUCCACAGGCAUCCAGCGUGUCGGUACGAAUAGCAGCCUGGGAGCGCGAGAGCGCAACCACAGGAAUAGGUUUUUCAGCCGUAGCCGUGGUGGCGACGAAGAGACCGGGAUGGCCAACAUACCUGAGGGCGACUACGACAGCACACCGGGUGGUACGGAGAAGCUCGAUCCGCGUACUGGACUGGUCAGCCCCAGGGCUGUAAGGUCGAGUGACGAACCUCGAGCGACAACAUCAUCUGGUGCUCUGAACCAGGUCAAUUCCAUCACCUCAGAGAGAAGCUUUGCUGCUCCAGCACGGUCACGGACCGAUAACAUCGAGAUGAGACGAUUCCACUAGUCUGUUUGUGAUUUGACUUAUUGUUUGCUUUCUUAAUAUAGACUGCUGGGACUGAGGGCUCAAGCUAUAGCGUGGUAGAUUUGCAGUCGAUACAACAUAGCAGACCAAGGGCAGUGCGCCAUGGUCAUGCACUUCAGCUUUCUGAAGUUCGCAUCGCAGAGCGUGCAUAGGGA